Trachemys scripta elegans is the source of this 1318-nucleotide messenger RNA. RefSeq names its product leukocyte immunoglobulin-like receptor subfamily A member 5. Bases 477 to 1193 code for a protein of 238 amino acids. NCBI's taxonomy places the organism in Eukaryota, Metazoa, Chordata, Testudines, Emydidae. The record is from RefSeq and is a predicted model, not a curated record. The transcript has 3 exons.
CUGGCAGUAGCAGAAACAGGAAGUGAGCGCCGGCUCUGCGCAGACUUCCUCUUUCGCGGAUUUUACGGCUGUUCCUUUAACAACUCAGGAUCUAAAUUUACCCAUUUCUCGCACCCUCACGGGGGCCAGAAACCACCACUCUCCCAGGCCCCAGUCCUGUCUCUGUGCCACGUCACUUGGCUAAAAAUAGAUUCUGCAGCAACACUACCUGGGAAGAAGGUUGGCCAGGUCCCUCCACCCACAUGCUCCAGGGCUGGCGCUGGGCCCAACUGAGUCAGGAAGGAAUCUCUGUCCCACUUCAUGGGAGAGGGACGCUACAUUAGGGAGUGGGGAGGAGAGAGAGCCAUCCUCUACUCUGAGCUGCUGCUCCAGGGAGGCUAGACGGGCCUGUUGGAAAAGGUCAGGGCAGCUGGGUACCUCUUGAGGCCUCCUGAGAUUGCCUCAUUCCCAGCUAGUCCCUGGACUGGGCAGCUCCCAUGUGGGACUCGGAGGUGAUGGGGAGGGGGCUGGGCAGCUGCAGGAGGGGAUGUGGUUUGCUGGGUGUUGCAGGGAUCUGGCUUUGCUCUGACCACAGUAGAUUUGGGCUGGAGAUUGCAGAGAAACCAUCUGGUGGGGAAGAAAGGGGCCGAGCGCAUCACAGGCUUCCUGGGGUUGCAGCCCCCAUCGCAGUACCUCAUUCCGCUCGAACUGGGGCCUCAGGCUGGGUGGAGCUCAGCACCGGGGUGUUAGUGGCAGUGCUGAGGGGCCCCCACUGCCCCAUCAUGGCAUCUGCUCUCACCGUCCUCCUCCUCGGCUGCUCUCUGGCCGGGCACAGCUGGGAGUUGGGAGGGCGUGAAUUUCUCAAACCCACCGUCUGGGUGAGCCCCAGCAGGGUGGUGGCGCUAGGGGGAAACGUCACCAUCCGCUGUGCGGGUCGGUACCCGGGCAUGGAGUUCUUUCUGCGUAAAGCUGGACACCCGAACCUGCAGGUGCGGACGGUGCCUGAUGGGACCGUGGCUGAAUUUCCCAUCGCCAAUGUCAGCCGGGAAGAUGGAGGGAGCUACACCUGCGACUAUCGCUCCAUAGCGGAACAGAAUCGCUGGUCGUAUCCCAGUGACUCUGUCGAAAUCAUUGUAGGAGGUGAGGGAGGGGCCCAGCUCAGUGUCCCGGCUCCCAGCCCCACACCCAGCCAACCCCACAGUGGGUCUGCAUGACGCUCAGAGCCAGGCUCUGCCCUGAGCCCUGGGCCCAGCAGAGGGGACGCCCGGCCAGGGAGCGGGGAUAGAGUCACUGGAGGGUUCCUCAGCCAGGGGGUAGAAGCAGUGACUGGAGAUUCAGU